Messenger RNA from Oryza sativa Japonica Group (Japanese rice), 2335 nucleotides. Its product is annotated as cysteine-rich receptor-like protein kinase 10. Gene Ontology annotation, molecular function: protein serine/threonine kinase activity; ATP binding. Gene Ontology annotation, biological process: protein phosphorylation. The record is from RefSeq and is a predicted model, not a curated record. NCBI's taxonomy places the organism in Eukaryota, Viridiplantae, Streptophyta, Magnoliopsida, Poales, Poaceae. Gene Ontology annotation, cellular component: plasma membrane.
GGUGGCGUAUUUUCCCCCUCGGCCACCGAAACCUCUCUCUCCUCGAGCUAGACCACCAUGGCGACGACGGUGGCGACGGCCAUGCGACGCCGACGAAAUCUCACUCCCUGCGACAGCCGCCUCGCCACCGCAGUCCCCCUGCUCGUGGCGUUCCUCCUCCUCCUCCACGCGCCGCCGCUCGCGGAAGCGCAGCCGCUGCCGUGGCAGAUGUGCGACACCGCCGGCGGAAACUACACGGAGGGGAGCACCUACCAGGCCAACGUGCGCGCCCUCGCCAGCGCUCUCCCGGUGAACGCCUCCUCAUCGCGCGCCCUCUUCGCCAAGGGCGCCGCCGGCGCGGCGCCGGACGUGGUGUACGCCAUCGCGCUCUGCCGCGGCGACACCAACGCCUCCUCCUGCGCCGCCUGCGUCGCCACCGCCUUCCAGGACGCGCAGCAGCUGUGCGCGUUCAACAGGCGCGCCACCAUGUUCGACGACCCCUGUAUCCUCCGCUACUCCGACCAGGACAUCCUCGCCAACGCCACCGACGGCCAGGGGAAUUUCAUCGCCUGGAACUACAACAACGUCAGCGCGGCGAGGGCGGCGGCGUUCGACGCCGCCUCCGGCCGGCUCGUCAACGCCACGGCCGGCUACGCGGCGGCGGACCCGGUCAGGCGGUUCGGCACGGGGGAGGUCGGGUUCGACGACGCGACGUACCCGAGGAUCUUCUCGCUGGCGCAGUGCACGCCGGACUUGUCGGAGGCCGACUGCCGGAGCUGCCUCGGCCGCAUAAUCAGGUGGGUGCCCCAGUAUUUCGCCGGGAAGCCCGGCGGCAGGGUCUUCGGCGUGCGGUGCAACUUCCGGUUCGAGUCGUACUCGUUCUUCUCCGGCCGGCCGCUGCUGCAGUUGCCGGGGCCGCCGCCGGCGCCGGCGCCGUCGCCGGCCAACAUGGCGCCACCAUCACCACCGGGGACCAUGGGAGGAAGAACAAGACAUAGAACAGGACGUGUCUUGGCCAUUACUCUGCCUAUUGCUGGAGCAAUAUUAGCACUCAUUGUCCUGACAUGCUUUUGUUUUUGGAGAAGGAGAACACCUGCAAGGAAGGCCUCACCAGUGCCAUACUCAACAAACCCAGAUGACAUUCAGAGCAUCGACUCGCUCCUUCUGGACCUAUCAACGCUACGGGCUGCAACAGACAACUUCGCUGAAAGAAAUAAGCUUGGCGAAGGAGGGUUCGGUAUCGUUUACAAGGGAGUUCUUCCCGAAGGUCGAGAAAUAGCUGUAAAAAGGCUCUCACAAAGCUCCAGACAGGGGAUAGAAGAGCUGAAAACUGAGCUAGUUUUAGUUGCUAAACUUCGGCACAAGAACCUUGUGAGCCUUGUUGGUGUUUGCUUGGAAGAAGGCGAGAAACUACUGGUGUACGAGUACCUGCCAAAUAAGAGCCUCGACACCAUUCUUUUCGAUUAUGAGAAAAGCAAAGAUCUUGACUGGGGGAAGAGGCUCAAUAUUGUAAGCGGAGUCGCUCGAGGCUUGCAAUAUCUCCACGAAGACUCUCAACUGAGGGUAGUUCAUCGAGACCUCAAAGCAAGCAACGUGCUGCUGGACUUCGAUCACAACCCAAAGAUUUCAGACUUUGGGUUAGCGAAACUGUUUGAGUGGGAUCAGACGCAAGACGUCACCAGUCACAUCGCUGGAACAUAUGGAUACAUGGCACCGGAAUACGCCAUGCGUGGGCAGUAUUCAGUCAAGUCGGACGCGUUCAGUUUUGGUGUUCUGAUCAUAGAGAUUGUCACGGGAAGGAGAAACAGCAGCUUCUCCAACUCGGAGCAAUCCAUUGACCUCUUGAGUCUUGUAUGGGAGCACUGGACAACGGGGACGAUCGAGGAGCUGCUGGAUCCGGCGAUAGGCAGCCGUGCAGUGAACGUUCUGCUGAAGCUGAUCAACAUCGGGCUGCUCUGCGUCCAGGACAACCCGGCGGACAGGCCGGCGAUGUCGGCGGUGAACGUGAUGCUCAGCAGCGACACGGUCUCCCUCCAGGCCCCGUCGAGGCCAACGUUCUCCAUUCAGGAGAUGGACGGCGCCGCCGACACGGAUCUCUACGAGUCGGGAGCGUACCCCCGGAGCGCGUUCCAGCCCACCGGCGACGGCAACACGAGAGCAGCGGCGGCGGCGUCGCCGAAUGAGUUGUCGCUCUCGGAGCUGGAACCAAGAUGAGCGUUUCGAAUUUGGAGCGAUUUGUGCGGAUGACCGCAGGGUUUUUCUUCAAUAACGAAAGAAUCAACACGUGUGGCCUCUGCACUUGUUUGUCGAUAAUAAUAAAUAAAUGCCCUCGUUGAUGGUUGGUUGGAGCUCUGCA